UCCGGGAAAAUGGCAUCGAAAGAGGAUGAUCGUGGGAUGAGAGUCAGUCGGAGUCUGAAUUAGAUGAGUUUCCAGUACGAAUGUCCACAUGUCUGGCACAAUGACGUCACGCCGUGUGAUCCGGCUUGCUGUCAACUCCAGGGCGUGGAAGCCGACGGAGGGGGAGUGGACGCUGGCGGCGCAGUGUGUUCAGAAGGAGGAGAAGGAGAGGAUCGGGAAAUUUGUCUUUAAGAAAGAUAGCAAGCCGUCGAUGAUUGGACGGCUGUUGAUUCGGAGGGUAUUGGCAGACAUGACAGGAAGAGACUUCAUCGACAUCCGACUCCGGAGAACAGACAAGGGGAAGCCGUUCUUGGAAACAGCAGGCUCGGGGGAGGAUUUCCAUGGAAGUUUCAACGUCGCCCACCAUGGUGACUACGCCGUGUUGGCUGCAGACGCUCACCAUGCAGUCGGUACUGAUGUCAUGAAAGUUGAACACAGGAAGGACAUCAGGAAGUUUUUCUCCACGUUGCGGCGCCAGCUGACGGAGCAGGAAUGGCUGACGGUGGAGAGACAGGAGGGGGAUAAAGACAAGAUGGCCAUGUUCUACAGAUUCUGGUGUCUGAAGGAGAGCUAUGUCAAGGCUAUAGGAACUGGAAUUGGUUUCCAGGUCAGCAGGUUGGACUUCCAUGUCCCAACGGAGAAGCUUUCCAUGAACCGGAUGGUCCGAGACACAUCUGUGUAUUUGGAUGGGAAGAAGCAAACUGAUUGGUUGUUUGAGGAGACUUUGUUGGAUGCGGAUCACUGUGUUGCCAUAGCAACCAAUAUAGGUGCAACUGAUACCUACAAGGAGUCUCAGGAUGCCAGAUCCUUCGAGUUCUUGACUGCAGUGGACCUGUUAUCCCGGUGUCGCCCUCUGGUGGGGAGUCAGCCCGACCCCGAGUACUGGGCAAUGUUCAGUGCGAGACAAGAGUCACCGAUGGCCCAGAGGUCAUAAUGGGCAGUAGGGGUAUCUUACCCCUGAACCAUGGGAGAUAACUCCAGUUGACUGUUGGAUAUGAUGGACAUGACUGUCAUGGGUAGACAUCUUGUGUCUGUGCAAAUGAACUUUUAAUGAAUGAGUGCCGAAAAUAUGCAAGUCAUACGCUGGAGUGUUGUUGAAAGCAAAAUAUAACUGAAGUGUGAAAAAAUUGUAUUUUGAGAACUGUCUGUUUUUCUCUUUCGGGUGAGCUCGUUAUCAAUGAAAUAACAUCAUCCUUGUUUUUCAUUUCAUAGAAUAUGUGUGUCUCUACUGCUAGUUUCUGGGGGCUGUGUGAAAGGGGGGACAGUGCUCCAGGACCAGUAGGUCUAUGUCUGGGCAGAAAACUUGUAUUGUGAUAUACUGCAAAUCAGGUAUCAGUAUGCGAGGCGUAUUGCGAUAUAUUCAGGGCUAGAGUGUUUGACAGUGAUUAACAGUGAUUACUCAUGCAGAUCCUACUUCUACAAACUCAAGUAAAUAUUACACAGCGUGGUCAGUCAACACCAUUUUGUAGUCAUUUAACAACAAAAAUAAUUUUCGCAUUUCCUGUUUUCUCUAUCAAUUUCAAAGGGAAACAUAAUUAAUAAAUGAAUUUCAGUGUGAAUUUUAGGUUAAAUGAUACAAUAUAUGUUAUCGUUACCCAAUAUAUCAGAACACAGAAAAAAAGUUGCAAUACGUAUCGUUUAGAAAGCAUAUUGCGGUGUACCGGUAAUACCGUGCAGUUUGAAUGACCUGUUUAUCUGGACAGGCAGUGUGUGAAAUGUUGGAUUAAUUACCAAAGUCACCAACUUCAUGGUAAUACAUGUACAUGGUAUCGGCGUUCACGGACAGAAGAGAGUGGAUGAAUGGCUUUGUUUCACUGACAACUGGUCCUAGGUUUGACCCCCAUUGAACUUGUUUCGAGGAAUCUGAAUGAGAAGUUGUGUAUUACAGUAGUUUUCCUUCAUUUGGGAGAUGGUGUGGGAUGGUGCUUUGUGGUUGUGUGCAAUGAAUUAGCGUGUCAGUUGUUAAUAUAAACCAUUCUUAUUUUUUAUGAAUAAAACAUUCUCCGAAAA
Molecule: messenger RNA, 2049 nt
Organism: Haliotis rufescens (red abalone)
Lineage: Eukaryota; Metazoa; Mollusca; Gastropoda; Lepetellida; Haliotidae
Product: L-aminoadipate-semialdehyde dehydrogenase-phosphopantetheinyl transferase-like
Exons: 6
Coding region: 89-973 (294 amino acids)
Cellular component (GO): cytosol
Molecular function (GO): magnesium ion binding; holo-[acyl-carrier-protein] synthase activity
Source: RefSeq, a predicted model, not a curated record